Messenger RNA from Sitophilus oryzae (rice weevil), 1878 nucleotides. RefSeq lists its product as uncharacterized. Lineage: Eukaryota; Metazoa; Arthropoda; Insecta; Coleoptera; Curculionidae. The record is from RefSeq and is a predicted model, not a curated record. Bases 80 to 658 code for a protein of 192 amino acids. The transcript is spliced from 3 exons.
UUCGUCGUGUUAUUUACAAUCGAGAUUUUGCAUAGCUGAUGACCUAUACCAGUCAAUCAGUUUAUUUUAAAAAGACAACAUGCAAUUUAAAAUUUUAAUUUUGUCUUUUUUGGUCAGCUUUAUACUUGAAUUUAACUUAGCUUACAAUGACUACACUUGGAGAGACUACUACCCAGGAGGUACUAUACCAAGCGACGCCUUCUCACCUGGCAAUGAUGUAAAUGGAAACCCUUUGUACAUAGGACAAGUUCUUAUAAAAAAAAACCACUCAGACAUUGUUCCUACGACGAUCUAUCCAGAUGAGCCGGUUUAUGGUGCCAGUUAUGGCGUAAAACCAGCUGACAAUUUUGUUCAGAUUCUAUGCAGUCAACGCCCGGAAUACUUCACGUGGACUCGAACGAAUUCAACCGAUCUGCAUCUCCUGACCAACAGUCUCCACUUCAUUCGCGGAGGCGUCGAGGACGGAAAAUGGCUCUAUAUUGGCAGGGUUAAUUAUCAAGGCGAUAUUGCCAUUGGAAAAGUACUGGCAGGAAAUAUUGGCGAUGCUCUGAUGUACUUUGUUUAUAAAGAUAAAGAAUUAAAUGCCAGAUCUUUCGAUGUUUUAACGUACAAUGGAAAUAAUGUGCUGGAUAUCAAUUUCCGAAGCCUGCCUAACUGAUUAUUAUGUUAUUUUAUUAUUGAGAUAAUUUGUUAUAUUUUUUGGACUGAGAUAUAUAUUAUUUUUUUUUGUAUUAAAGCUGAGAAUACAUUUGGCACAUAUAGCCAUUCAUUCGUAGAAGUUUACGUGUUCAAUUCAGCAACGCAAAUGAUGUAUCAAUAAGUUCACUAAGCAACGUUUCCAGUCAUCCGCGGCUGGAAUUUUCCUUUGAUUUACUGAUUGAGUAAGACUUCUCUUGAAUGGGCACGAAUGGAAACGAACAGUAACAUUCGCCAGAUUUCAAGAGCAUAUAAAUGCAUGCCUUCAGAAAGCUUAUUUAAAUUUGAAACUUCUCUUUCAACAUCGUCAUGUAUUAAAUAGAAAUAUAAAAACAAUGUUAUGCGAGGCACUGGUAUUGUCACAUUUAAAUUUUUGCGAUGUUCUCUAUGGACCUUGCAUUACAAAGCGAAUUGCUAAUAGCAUUCAAAAAUUGCUGAAUUCUUGUAUACGUCUAAUUUUUGGGAUCCGGAAAUAUGACCAUAUUAGUCAAGCAUAUAAGCAUUCAGGAUGGUUAUUGAUGAACGAGCGGUGCCACCUUCAUCUGCUUUGUCUGUUCUACAAAAUUUUAAUAAACAAGUUCUUUACGAGAAAAUUCGGUUUCGCACAGACAUUCAUAAUAUUAUUAUGAAUAAUAAUAAUAUAUAUAUACAUUAGAUUUAAGGGAAAGCUAACAAUUCCUAGUCACAAUACUACUUUGUAUGAACGAUCCUUUUCAUAUUUAAUCGCAAAAUAUUUAAACGAUUUCUCCGAAAAUAUUAACAGGAUGUCUAGGGCUACAUUUAAGAGAAUUGUUCUUCAGCACAUGGUGGGACAGCAUAAAUAAACGGAUUAUAAUUAUAAUGAGCAUGUUCAAUGUUAAGUUUGCUUGUAUUAUUUUGUAUUUUUGUUAAUAUAUUUCUCUUCUAUAUAAAUUUUAUUAUAUUUCAUGCCGUAAAUAAAUUUAUUUUUAUACUGUUUAUGCAAUUUUAAGGUUACAUAUUUGUAGAUUUACUUAAGAUUUAGUUUCAUUAAUUUUUAUUAUUGUUAACAAAUAUUUUCUUCUCUGUGGGUUAGUUGAACAGAGGGCAGAUAUCUAAUCUGCUCAACUGAACCUCGCCUUUUUGUACACUACUUUUUUUCUCUUUGUCUCUUUGUUCUAUUAUUGUAUAUGGCACAGUUGUACAAAUAAAGUCCUUUUUUUU